AUGCACUUUUCCAAGCUUUUCCUCGUCGCGGCUGCCACGCUUGCGGCCGCUCACCCCGGCGAAGUCCACGAUGCUCACGCCGUGAAGCGGGAGAUUCGUGCUCGCGAUGCGUACGCCGCUGCAGCCAAGCGUGCACUAGAUGCUUGUGCUAGCACCACUGAGGCCCAGCAACUGAAGCAGCGCAAUGUCGCUCGUCGGGCCCGCACUGCCCGCCAGCUGCGAGAGAGCAAAGGGAUUACGGCUAAUGCUCGCAAGUGGCGUCGCGAUCUGGCCGCUCUCGAGAAGUGGGAAGCCAUCAACCACAACAAGACCGGUGUCCACGACUACUCCUCCAACACGGCCGAAUCAGUUAUUUUCGGCGGCAACACCAGCGCCAUCCUGACCCCUACCAUUACUGACGGACCAUACUAUGUCUGGGGAGAGAUCCUACGCCAGAACGUCAAGGAGGAGAAGUACUGCGACGGUGUCGACGUCACCCUUGAGGUGCAGUACAUCGACGUCAACACUUGCCGGCCAGUGAAGGGCGCUGUGGUGGAUAUCUGGAACGCCAAUGCUACCGGUGUCUACAGUGGCAUCUCUACCACCGGCAACUACGCUGCUGACGGCUGGGACUCCACCUACCUCCGUGGUAUCCAGCAGACCGACGACGACGGUGUGGUUACCUUCGACACCAUCUUCCCCGGCCACUACGACGGACGUGCCACGCACACUCACCUCCUUACACAUCUCAAUGCCACGAUGAACGCCAAUGGCACUCUGGAAGUCGGCACCGGCAGCAUCGCCCACAUCGGCCAGCUCUUCUGGAACGAGGUCCUUCGCUCUGCUGUCGAGGAUACCUCCCCUUACAACACCAACACGCAGGCCAUCACCACCAACGCGGACGACAUGUGGAGUGUUCUGCAGGCAUCGGAUGAGUACGACCCCUUCCCCGAGUACCUGUACCUGGGUGAUGCGUUGGAGGAUGGUCUCUUCGCGUGGAUCCAGAUCGGUAUCAAUGCCUCGGCCGACUACACCGACAACUCGUACUACAGCAUUGCUGCGUACUAUGAGGAGGACGGUGGACACCAGAACACCGCCAGCUCGGCCUUUGGUGGCUCUGGCAGUGCUACGAACGGUACCAUGCCUUCGGGAGCUGUUUCUUCUAGUGCCGCUGCUUCUUCCAGUGCAUAA
Aspergillus pseudoviridinutans is the source of this 1170-nucleotide messenger RNA. RefSeq names its product intradiol ring-cleavage dioxygenase. The record is from RefSeq and is a predicted model, not a curated record. Gene Ontology annotation, molecular function: oxidoreductase activity, acting on single donors with incorporation of molecular oxygen, incorporation of two atoms of oxygen; ferric iron binding. The coding region runs from base 1 to 1170 and encodes 389 amino acids. The transcript has 3 exons. Lineage: Eukaryota; Fungi; Ascomycota; Eurotiomycetes; Eurotiales; Aspergillaceae.